Molecule: messenger RNA, 4180 nt
Organism: Salvelinus sp. IW2-2015
Lineage: Eukaryota; Metazoa; Chordata; Actinopteri; Salmoniformes; Salmonidae
Source: RefSeq, a predicted model, not a curated record
AUGACUGACUUCUGGUCCACGGGCUGCAGUGUGGAGCAGAGGGAGCACCAGCCUGGGCGCCCUACCACCUGGACUGGCACUGGGUUUGCCAAGGUCCCAGAGGGCAGCAGCCUGGAUUUCUCCAUCAACAUCAUCCCCUACUCCAUGGAGUACGACCUCCUCAUCCGCUAUGAGUCGCAAAUGCCACGGGACUUGGAGGAGGUCCGUGUGACUAUCAUUCGGCCAGGGCCCAUUCCCACCAGCAGCCCAUGUGGAAACACCAUCCCUGCAGACGACAUGCUCACUGUUUCCCUGCCUGCAGGAUCCAGGUUUGUCGUGCUGCCUCAAUCUAUCUGCUUGGAGAGAGGAGUUAGUUACACGCUUCACUUUGAGUUCAGUCGCUAUCUGGAACGGAACAAUGUUCUCAUUCCCGGUACAACUGCUGCCAACAUUCUAGUGGACUCUAUUUCCCUUCUCCCUCGUUACUCCUCCCUGGAGAUGUUCAUCGGCGGAGACCCCGCCUCCAUCGCCCGGAAACAGAGCUACGAGCGCUACCGCUGCCAUGACGGGGCUAAGAGCGUGACACGCCCCCAGAUCAGUGACGUCUGUGCCAAACUCAUCACCAGCAUGUCAGCCAUCAUUAACCAUGGAGCUUUGGCUUGCCAGUGUGACCCCCAGGGUUCAGUCAGCUCAGUGUGUGACAUGCGCGGAGGUCAGUGUCGCUGUAGGUCCAAUGUGAUUGGACGGCGCUGUGACCACUGUGGUCCUGGGACGUACGGCUUUGGACCUACAGGAUGUAAAGCCUGUGAGUGUAGUCUGGAAGGUGCGGUCACUCGGUUCUGUGACCAGCUGACUGGGCAGUGCCCAUGCAGCCAGGGUGCGUUUGGCCAGCGGUGCGAUGGCUGCCAGGCAGGACACUGGGGCUUCCCCAACUGUAAGCAGUGCCUAUGUAACGGACACGCUGAGGAGUGCCACCAGAGGACCGGAGCCUGUCUCAACUGCAGGGAAAACACUGGAGGGGACAAAUGUGACAGGUGUGCCAACGGUUACUACGGAAACCCGGUGCUGGGCACAGGUAACAGUAACCGAUGCCAGCCCUGCCCCUGCCCGGAUGGCCCAAACAGCGGAAGACACUUUGCUACCUCCUGUCACCAGGACAACCACAACAGACAGGUGGUCUGCAACUGUAACCAAGGAUACACAGGUUCCCGGUGUGAGGAGUGUGCCCCUGGUUACUAUGGUAACCCCUCCCAGCCAGGUGGGCGGUGCCAGCCCUGCAGGUGCAGUAACAACAUUGACAUGUCAGACCUGGAUGCGUGUGACCGGCGGACAGGAGAGUGUGAGAAGUGUCUCUACAACACAGAGGGACCGGACUGUGGGGUGUGCAAGAGCGGUUACUAUGGAGACGCCUCGCGACGCAACUGCAGAAAGUGCACCUGUAACUUCCUGGGCACAGAGCAAACCCAGUGUACAGCGCGGGAUGAGUGUGUCUGCCAGCGUGCCACGGGGCAGUGCCAGUGUCUACCCAACACUAUCGGCCUGACAUGUGACCACUGUAAGCCCAACUACUGGAACCUGGCUAGUGGGCGGGGCUGUGAGGCCUGCGGCUGUGAACCCAACAACGCUGUCAACCCCGCCUGCAACGAGUUCACUGGAAAGUGUCAGUGUCGGGGUGUCGGGCGUGCGUUGUGAUCAGUGUGCCCGGGGCUUCUCAGGCCAGUUCCCUAACUGCCAGCCUUGCCARCAGUGCUUUGGGGACUGGGACCGGGUGGUACAGAACCUGGCUGUCCGAACCAAGACCCUGUCGGAGCGGGCUCUGGAGAUCCAGACCACGGGCCUGACUGGAGCCUAUGAGAAGGCCUUCAGAGACCUGGAGGAGAAGCUGGCACGGGUACAGGGCAUCGUCAAUGCCCGCAACACCACCACAGAGGCAGUCAGCAGCCUGAUGGAGCUCAUUGAAGACCUCAGGUCUCAGAUAGGGGAGACCACAGAUGUACUGAAUCAUCUGGAGGGAGACCUGACCAGUGUGGGGAACAGUAAUGUUGAGGCCAGUAAUGAGCUCAGUGCUCUAGAGAGAGAGGCCAAAGAGCUCAACCUGACCUCAGAUCAGCUCCACCGCCAACUGGACAUCCUGAAAAACUCUAACUUCCUGGGUGCAUAUGAAAGCAUCCGUAGCUCCUAUAAUAAGUCCCGGGACGCAGAGCGGCGAGCCAACCAGUCCACCACUACSACGCCCAGCACUGUCAGCCAAUCAGCAGACACCCGCCGCAAGACAGAACGCCUCAUCUCUGCCAAGAAAGACGACUUCAACCGCAAGAACGCCGCCAACAAGCGAGCCCUGGGGGACCUCAAUGCCAAGGCACAAACCCUGGACAUGAAGAAGAUCAACGAGAAGGUCUGUGGGGCCCCUGGCGAUUCCCCCUGUGUAGAGAGCCAUUGCGGAGGGGCGGGUUGCCGUGACGACGAGGGGAACAGGCACUGUGGAGGCCUGAACUGCAACGGUGCUGUAGCGAUGGCAGAGAACUCCUUGGAGAAGUCUAAGCACGCAGAGAAAGAGCUGAACGUAGCCAUGGGGGAGGUAGAGGAGCUCUUCCACAAGGUGGCAGAUGCCAAGAGCAAGGCGGAGGAGGCAAAGGGUAAAGCCCAGGCAGCUCUGGACAAGGCCACUAACACCAAGAACAAGGUGGAGCGCUCCAACAACGACCUGCGGGACCUCAUCAAGCAGAUCCGGGACUUCCUCAUGCAGGAGGGUGCUGAUCCAGACAGCAUUGAAACGGUGGCUAYCCGUGUCCUGGAGCUGUCCAUCCCAGCCUCACCACAGCAGAUCAGACACCUGGCAGAGGAGAUCAAGGACCGGGUCCAAAGCCUCUCUAACGUAGACGCCAUUCUGAAACAGACACAGGACGACGUGCGCAAAGCAGAGCAGCUUCUGCAGGAGGCCAAGAAGGCCAGGAAUCGGGCAGACGGGGUGAAAUCCACAGCAGAGACGGUGAAACGGGCACUUGAGGACGCUAAGACAGCCCAGGCUGCAGCGGAGAAGGCCAUACAGCAGGCUAUGGUUGACAUUGGUGAAACGGAGGUCCGACUAGCACAGAUCGAGUCUGAAACCUCCAGCAGUGAACAUGACCUGAAUAAUGCCAUGGACCGCCUUGGCAACCUGGGUCGGGAGAUUGACGGUCUGAAACUCAAACGUGCAAAAAACAGCAUGGCAGCAGCUCGAGCUGAGGAGACAGCCACUAUGGCACGGGACAAAGCCAAUGAUGCCAAGCAGAUUUUAGAUGGUGAGCUGACAGAUAAGUAUCACACAGUGCAGGACUUGGUGGACAGGAAAGCCAAGACCGUCCAGGAGGCCAAAAAGACAGCAGGGCGCCUGAGAGACGAGGCCAAGGAGCUACUGAAAGACGCCCAGAACAAGCUCCAGAGACUAGCAGAACUAGAGAAAGACUAUGAAGAGAACCAGAAAAAGUUGGAGGGCAAAGCCCGGCAGUUGGACGGCCUAGAAGACAAGAUGAAYGCUAUCCUCAACGACAUCAACAAACAGAUUCAGAUCUACAACACCUGUCAGUAAACAGGGACCUGGCCGAGUUGAACCAAACACUGACUGACUGCAGACACUAUAUGAACCUACUAUUGCUUUACUCUCUUGUAGGGUGUACACUGUAUGCGCUCUAGUGGGGAACUCAGUACUGCACCUACAGCCAUGGUGCUUAUCCAACUACACUGUGUAACUGUGUCUUUUUGAUUGUAAGAUUUCACACAUCUAAUAUAACAUUGUGUGCCCUCAGUGUAUUACUGUGUGACUUUCAACUGAAGGAUAGAAGUGGCUCCACAUGACAUUUACGAAAAUAAUAAUCCAUUUGUGUGUGUGAAGAUUACGAAAAUGUGCAAAUAUGUUUCGCCUCAACUCAGAUCAUCCUCCAAACACUGCCACAUUCAGAAUAUAAAUAAUGCCAAAAAAGUCCUUAUGAAUAGAUUGUUCUGGAAAAACAAUGAACAAAAGUUGUUAUGUGUACUGACUGAGGAUGAACCAGGGGAUGAUUGGUUACUUUGACAUGUUUUCUGAUCUCUCCUGGAUUAAAUGAUGGGAUGCUUGUUCUCUUUAAACACUACAUAGACUCAAUGGUUGGUAUUGUUUCUGUAAUUGAGAGAAAGCUUUUUGGAGUUGCCUGAAAAUAAAUACUGAAAAAGUAUUUCCACCCUC